AUGUCCAAAGUGUCUAUUGAUGGCAUACGAACGAAGAGUAAUAACUCUCAAGAUAAAUCUACAAACAAGAAGAGAACAAAAGCUUCGAGAGCUUGUGAUCAAUGUAGGAAAAAAAAGAUAAAAUGUGAUUACAAUGAUGAAAAGGCAAUUUGUACACAUUGUUCAAGAAAUAAUGAGGCUUGCACAUUUGAACGUGUACCAUUGAAAAGAGGUCCAUCAAAAGGAUAUCAUAAGAGUACUACUAAGAAAAAUAAAAUCAAUAAUACAAAUAUUAUGAAUACUGUGGAUCCAUUAAAUCCUGGAAUUAUUCAGGGAGGCAAUACGGCUACCACGAUUGGUAAUGAUCAGAAUUCAAUGGUGACACCGACUACGUUAAUACCGUCUGGUAAUAUUGGUGUUCCAUCCGUAUUUGCACAAACAAAUGAUAAUACUCCUUCAAAUGAACAACUUGUAUUGAUGGAUAACAACAACAACAAUAAUAAUAAAGUGAUACCUAGAACGCCGUCCCGGUCUAACUCUGCAUCCAUUUUAUUACCUCCAUUAUCUCAAUAUAUGCCGCCUAGUAUUGGAAGUAGAACAGGAAGCGUGAGUGCUGGGGCGAAUAAUGAUUUGGGUUAUGGUCCUACAACUACUAAUAAUAACAAUAAUACCACUAGUAUUGCUGUUGCAGGAGUCACUACAACUAGUAAUAAUAAUAAUGGAGGUAGUAAUACUAAUAAUUUCGGUGUAUUGAAUAUUAAUAACUCUUCUACGUUACCUAAUUUUAAUUUGGGACAACAACAAUUUUGGAAAGUGCCAUAUCAUGAAUUUUCUCAUAAAAGAAAAGGUUCGAUAGAUUCUUUGUCCAGUGAUAUUUCAGUAAGAAAUGUGAAUCAGCAGGAUCAAUUUUAUAUGAAUACAGGUAAUAAUGCUAAUACGUCUCAAAAUAUGAAAAAAACUAGCUCUUCAGGUUAUAAUAAUAGUAUAGGAAGUGGUAGUACAUCAGGUAGUAAUUAUUGGUCAUUUUUUAAAAGUACCGCAAAUAUUAAUAAUCCUCCAAAUAAUAUUGUCACUCCAACGAAUAAUAAUACUAAUAAUAUAAUCGCCACCAAUAAUAAUAAUAAUAAUAAUAACAAUAGUAAUGAUGAUACUCAAAGUGAACGAUCUAGAGGAUCAAGUCUUAUUCCAUCAAUCAUUAGACAAACUUCGAACUCGGUAAUAAUGGGAGGGCAACCUCAGUUACCUCCGCCAUCAUCAUCACCUGCAUUACAACCUCAAAACUCAUAUUCAUAUUUUCAGUUUCAACAACAUCAAUUACAAUCACUAAAUGGUAACAAUAAUAAUAGUAAUAGUAAUAAUAAUAAUGGUAAUAAUCCAAACAGCAUAAACCCAAAUAAUUAUAACCCAUCGUUAACUAUGUUUAGUCAAUAUGCAACUACGGGGUUUCAAUCAAGAAAUAACUCAAUUACUAGUGAUGCAAUGUCGCCAUCAAGUUCAUCGAUUUAUCCACCAGUGGUAAAACAAAACCUUGCCCCAACAGCAAUAGAAUCUACUAAGAUUUCCUUACCACCACAAAAUUUAACUAACCAUAACAGAAACAAUGAAAAUUUGGAUUACAACAAAGUGAGCUCACAAAGAGAACCUUCCCCAUCUAUAAAAAUUAGGAAUAACAGCAACAACAAUAGAUUGCAUAGAAAUUCAAGUGUUGCAUCUAUUGAAUCUCUUCUUUCAGGUAACGAUAUGGAUUCUAAUAGUGACAUCAAGAAUAGAAAUCGUAAUAAUUCAGCAAAUAAUACUUCAGCAGCGUCAGAUUCUAAUGUUCAAAAGAAUGAGUUAUCUAAGAAGAGUCAUGACAUGAUAGGGAAGCCACAGGAACAUAUUCAAAAUACGGCUGGCAAUGUUAUACUCUAUGGCCAAAUAUCCGAUAUUGAAUUAAUUAAUUUAUAUUAUGAAUUCAUACAUGUUGGUUUCCCCAUUAUUCCUUUGAAUAAAAGAACCUUAACGAAUGAUAUUUUGUUAGUCAAUACACAACCAAUAUCCUCAAUCCAUGAGUUGAACAAUUAUGUUAUCCUGUGGUUUAGAAAUUCAUUAGAACUUUUGGUAAGGGUCGCCUUGAAAAAAGAAAAUAAAAAUGAUCAUUUCUUUGAUAAUAAAUUUAGUAAUCCAUUCGAUAAAUUUAAGAAUCUAUCCUCACAUCAAAAUAAUAAUGAGUCAGGAACAAAAAAUGAUAUCAAACCAGACGGGACAACAGAUGGAGAGAACGAAUUACCAACGAAAGAAUUAUUUGAAGUUCAAAGUAUAUUUAUCGCAGCUUUGAACGAAUGUUUCCAAAAGAUUGUUGAUAUUCAUCCAAAAUUUAGAGAAAAUAAAGACAUUAUAUCGCCAAAGAUUAAAAUCAUAUAUUUAUCUACAUUAUUAAUCCUUAAUUACAUUUUGGGAUACGUUGGAUAUGAUAAUUCUUUUGUUUUAGGUAUGUCAGUGACUAUUUUCAACGAGUUUAAACUAUACAAAUUACUUAUUCUACCUGAAAAUGAUAGUUCUGGUUAUUACAAUAUAUUUAGAGGUUCUUUGAAUGAUAUACCUACUGGAAGUAUCGAUUCAAGCAUAGACGAAAAUGAAAGACUUGAAAAUAUCCAAUUUGAAAGAGACACAUUGGUAAUCUUCAAAAGAUUAUAUAUUUCUUUAAUUAUAUUUGACUCUUUACAAAGUUGCACAUUUGGAGGUCCGAAGUUAUUAAACAUCUCUGUGGACAAACAUAUGAUUGAUGCAAUUUUUAACUCUCUGAACGAGAGUAUUAACGCUGGUACCGAUGAUAAAUGGUGCUUAGAUGAAGAUCCGAUACGUUUAAAGAUUAUUGUCCAGAAUUUGAAAUUAGGAGUAUUACUUUCACAACUAUCGAUGAAUAGAGUCUCUUUAAAUUCUUCCAAUAACACAAAAAAUGUUGACCUCACCAGGCUAGUAUGGUUGCCGGAGCAUAUGGCACAUAGUGUCGAAAUGUGGAAUAAGGAAAACGAAUCAGAUGCUCUUCCACAUCAUGUUGUAAACCAUAAACAUAGAGAAUCAAGAGGAAGUUUAUGUGGCAGUAUGUCAGAAAUAACAACAAUGUCAGCGCUAUUUUCAGCUGUUAUCCAAACAAAACAAUAUCUGAUUAAUUACCUAAUUUCCAUAAACCAUAAAAGCGAUCCAAAUUUUAAAAUGACGAUUGACAUGACGGGCGUAAUUGCAGAUACGUUAUGUAGUCUUUUAAAACAAAUUUUGAAGUUAUUAACUCUAAUGAUGAGAACGAACUCUGUUAAUAGUAUCGACCCCAACAACAGGCCCUCUUUGUCUCCAGCUACGACACACAUGGCAGCUCGUACAGGAAGUGUUCCUGACGAUAACACAGAUGCUGCAUUAUCCUCAAUUCCAACUGCCGCCUCGAUGACAAUGAAUGCGGCCACUCCGAACGUUCCGCCAUCUGGACGUUCUACGACUCCAAUAACAAACGAUUUCUAUCAGAAGCUAUUAGGUUUGGAUGGUGACGGUAGUGAUAGUUCGGGAGCGAAUAAAGGUACCGUUUCACUUUUUGGUAUUUCAAUUUUCCAUGAAUUGUAUAACUUAACCAAUAUCAUAAAGCAACUGCCAACUGUUUUGAUCCGUGUCGUUAUGAAAAUAUCUUAUACGGAUAAUUUGAAGGCACAAGCACAGGUGGUCAAAUUAUCGAAUUCGCUAAAUGAGGUUGUGCAAAUUGUAAGCUUAUUGAGCCUGAUGAAACCGUUCAAAAUGUUCGAAAGUGAAAGUCUGAAGGAUAAGGCAUUAACAAUGGAUGGGGAGUUCAAUCCAGAACUCUCAUUGAAAUGGAAAUACAUAAGCAAGAGUGCUGACAUAUACUCAAAUGUUGAUGUUGCAAGUGAUGAGUGGAUUAUAGCAAGAUUUAUAAACGUUGGAUGGAUGCUACUGGAUGACGCAGAAUUAGGCUGGUAUCAGUAA
Maudiozyma saulgeensis is the source of this 3948-nucleotide messenger RNA. NCBI's taxonomy places the organism in Eukaryota, Fungi, Ascomycota, Saccharomycetes, Saccharomycetales, Saccharomycetaceae. The record is from the annotation of a GenBank genome assembly.